Plasmodium cynomolgi strain B is the source of this 3318-nucleotide messenger RNA. RefSeq lists its product as hypothetical. Gene Ontology annotation, biological process: peptidyl-lysine monomethylation. The record is from RefSeq and is a predicted model, not a curated record. Bases 1 to 3318 code for a protein of 1105 amino acids. Gene Ontology annotation, molecular function: protein binding; protein-lysine N-methyltransferase activity. NCBI's taxonomy places the organism in Eukaryota, Apicomplexa, Aconoidasida, Haemosporida, Plasmodiidae. The transcript has 3 exons.
AUGGAUGCAAAAUGUACCACAGGAAAAGUUGCAAUUCCGCGGCGGUUUAAGAAUGUUAUCCUCUACUCGAAUAUUUUAAAAUCUUCAAAACGCAAAGAUGCCUUUCACCUGUUCAAGAAGAAAGACACCCCGUUGAAGUUAUCCCAAGGGGAUAACAUAGGUAAAGAAAGUGGCUCCUUAAAUUGCCUAAACGAAUUGAUAGAAUCCGUGUUACAUAAGAAAUACGAAUAUAAGAACAGCUUGAAGGAGCCUAUUUUUACCAUCUCCCAUUUGGCUAGCCAUUUUAUGAACAACUCGGUAAAUUUACAAAAUGUAGAAUUCGAUGAACAAAAUAGGGAUGAAUAUACCUAUGAGAAAAAUAGAAUUGGCGAUUUUCUCGCAGAGAACAACAUACAGGUUGGUAAAAAUUUUGGACAGCUUGCGCAGGUCGGUACGAAUAUUCCACCGAAUAAAGAUCAACCCAGCGAGAGCAUCAAAAGGGACAACACUGACCGCAGCCAAAAUGAUGGUAACCAAAAUGACCUCAACCAUGAAAACAAAAUCCUCUGCUUGACGGCGAAAAAUAAAAUUAAAAAGGAAGGGGUCAUAUGCAGCAUACCCAGCUCGUACAUAAUUCACUAUGAUUACAUUUUAAAGCAAAUUCAAAAGUACGUGCACCUUUUUUCCAGUACUUAUAACGUAAACUAUAUAAAAUACAUUUUUAAAAACAACAUGGAAGAUGAGAUAAAAGAGCUAACCCCCCUCACCAUCUUACAGUAUGACAUUUAUAAAAGGCAUGUCCACUUUUUAUCCUUCAUGAAGUCAUCCCUUAUCUUUUUAAAAUUCUGGGACGUGAAAUUAACAUUGAUAAUAACAUAUAUCCACUUUGUUUCGAAAUAUGUGACUAUUCUGCUUCACGCAUAUAAUUUUAACAACACCUUUUUUGUUCUCCUGAGGAAUUAUUUCGCCAAAAGGGAGAAGCCAAAUGGGAUAACUGGCGAAAAUUCGACGCGCAGGGAGGACCAAAGGAAUGAUGGCCCAAGUGACAACCCAGGUGGCAACCCAGGUGACAACCCAGGUGACAACCCAGGUGACAACACAGGUGACAACCCAAGUGAUAACCCAAGUGACAACCCAAGUGACAACCCAAAGGAUAGCCACCCUUGUAACGCUAACACAGAAGCGAAACUACUCAAGCCACACCCCACACACAUAGACCAAACAAACUGCGAUCUUACCCAAAAAACAAAUGACACACUUAAAGAGAAGACCAAUUUUUUCUUCUAUAAAAAUUACGAACAUUACAUCAACUAUAUUGUUAAUAAAAAACACCUGUCCCAUUUGCCACUACUCUUCUCAGACUCCUCCUUUCUUCUUUUCAACAACAUGAAUAUAAAAAAUAUAAUUUAUUUUAGGAGGCAAAUGCUGCACGAAAUAUUAAAUUUACUUAAAGGUGACGAACAUGGGGACUCCAACUUUUUAUUCAUUGACAAAAAUGCCAUACACAGAAUCUUAUUCACUAACAAUAAGCAUUACCAACGCAUUGAGAAAUUCCUAACCUGUGCUGACAACGCCCUUUGGGAGGAGAAACGAGAAUCUCUCCACGACAUUUCUCUUGACCACACAGCAGAUGUUAACAGGUUGUAUCAUUUCGCUUUGCUCGUGGGGGAGGGCAACCCGAACGGACGAGGCAGUCACACAAACGGACGAGGCAGCAACCCGAAUGAACGAGGCAGCCACCCGAACGAACGAAGCUGCCACCCGAACGAACGAAGCAGCAACCCAAACGGAGAGCCAACCCCCAGCGCACCAAGUGAAUCCCUAGGUGAGGCUAUCCAAUCCAUCGCGUACACAGAAUCCCUAUUCGAAUCGCUCGAUCAUUUCGUCAAUUACAACUUUCUGAUGCGAAUAUAUUCGUACGUCUCCUCGCAUGUAAUAAAAGUAAAGGGCAACAUAACCCCAAAUGGGGAGCAUUCAGCGGAGGGGAAAAAAAAAAUAAACCAAAUAAAACAAGGCGAAAAUAACCCAAACCACAGCAACCACUAUGAUCUGAAGGACAACGUCCUAAGUAGCAACGUCAAAAUGGAAAAGCUGGAGAAGGCAAUCCACCAGCUCACAAUAGAGGAAUGCGCAAAGCACGAUUUUAACCAGUAUGAGAAAGCCGAAAGGGAGGAAGAAAAUAAAUACAUGUGCCUAAUACCAAUCAUAGACAUCUGUAACCAUAGCAAUUUCGCCACAAACUGUAUUAUCAAAAAGGAAAUGAAAAAAAGUGCAAAAGGUGGGUUUCACAUCGCGGGAGAUUCCAAGUUGGAUUCCCAUUCUCGGGAUGGCCCCAAUAGAACGAACGAAAUGAAGGACAUUUUGAAAGAGACCCACAUUGAUUAUAUGCCAAAAGAAGCACAUAAUCGGGAAGAGGAACUACCAAUUAGUAAUUUAGAUAAUGUUCAAUUAAUCAGCUCAAAAGAUAUAGACAGAGGAGAAGAAAUCACCAUAAGUUACGGCAACCUGAGCAAUGACCUUCUACUCCUAGAAUACGGAUUUAUUGAUAAGCAAAAUACAAAAGUGUACUUCCAUUUUGAUGUGAAAAUUGUAAGAGAAAUAAUUAUACAAAUAUUAGGGUUUGAUAAGUUACCCCUAACGAUGUUAGAAAGUCUACCACAGGUUAAGGUGGAUUUAUUUAAAAAGCUUAAUGUUGUCCAGAACAAUGAGAAUUUGUAUGAACGAUUUGAUGUCAACAGUAUGGAGAGCGCAAAAAUUACGAGAAAAAAAAAGGAAAUACUAAACGAUUAUGUAAGAAAAAAUAAAUAUUUCAACGAGUACAACAUCUUUACCAUGAAAGAUCGCAUUAACAAAUUUUACAUCGAAGAAAAACUCCAACAUUCGCAUAAGAAGAAUUACCUCUACAUAGGCACAGAAUUUAUUGUAGACCCGAUCCUACUAGCCACAAUCCGAGUUAUCAUAUAUGACGACUUAAACCACCUCGCCAAGGUAAAGGUAACAGACUUGGUGAAAUGGGAACAUUACUUGUCACCCCUAUCCGAAGUAGUCGUGUUGCAAAUUCUAAUCAAAUUAAUCGAUGAAAUUAUAUAUGAACAAUUCUACCAUAUCAAUUAUGAAGAAAUAUUAAAGAAGGGAAAGGUCCCAUACGCCGAUUUGAAAUUUUUACAGAAUAAAUUUCUUCAAAAAGAUUUGUUCAACUCGGAGAAAUCCAUAGACGUAUCGCACAGUAACAACUUUAAAAUCGUUAUUUAUAAUAUUAUGAAGCUGAAGGAGCUGCAAAAUGCGAGGCGAAAGCUUACAGAAAAGUUGAAGCAAAUGAAGGGGCUCAUAAAGGUCUAA